Messenger RNA from Apis cerana (Asiatic honeybee), 4840 nucleotides. It is a transcript of the gene MYPT-75D, whose product is annotated as Myosin phosphatase targeting subunit 75D. Gene Ontology annotation, molecular function: protein binding; myosin phosphatase regulator activity; enzyme inhibitor activity. Lineage: Eukaryota; Metazoa; Arthropoda; Insecta; Hymenoptera; Apidae. The record is from RefSeq and is a predicted model, not a curated record. Gene Ontology annotation, cellular component: cytoplasm.
GAUUUUUUGCCUUCAUCUCGUCUGUUUUUUGAACUAACGAAAAAGAAAAAAACGAACGAAUGAACGAACGAACGAGCAAACUUCCGCAUUCCACUGCAUUGCGAACGAAUAAGUGAACGAACAAACGAUCACUUGCCAAUGUUUUGAAUCUGAAAAAGCAAAACUUGAUAUUAUAUCAGAAUGAUGUCUAGUCUUUGUCGCAAAAUUUUAAAAUAUCUUGGAAUGUAUUCAUGGCUUUGUAAAUGUAAAGGUAAAUACAGUUGUAAAAAUUACAAGCAUAUAGUCAUGGAACAUUCUGAUUUAGUAGCAGAAAUGGUACAUAUAGAAAGGUUAACAACUCAAGAAAGAUUGCAUUUAGCUCGUCUCAAAAGACUUCAGCAAUUAAAAGUAUGGCGUCAACGUGAAAAAGAAUGGAUGCGACAUCAAACCAGACAUACAAGUAAUAAACGUCAUAUAUAUUUUAGUGAUAGUGUAAUGCUUUUAGAAGCUGCAGCAAGAAAUGAUAUUGAUGAAGUGAGACGACUUUUAAAAAAAGGAGUAAAUCCAGAUUCAACAAAUGAAGAUGGAUUGACAGCUUUACAUCAAUGUUGUAUAGAUGAUAAUGAAGAAAUGAUGAAAUUAUUAAUUGAAUUUGGAGCAAAUGUUAAUGCAGAAGAUAGUGAAAAAUGGACACCAUUACAUGCUGCUGCUACUUGUGGGCACUUACAUUUAGUUAAAAAUCUCAUUGUUAGAGGUGCUAAUUUAUUAGCUGUUAAUGCAGAUGGUAAUAUGCCUUAUGAUAUUUGUGAAGAUGAAAAAACAUUAGAUUGUAUAGAAGGUGAAAUGGCAAGACGAGGUGUUACUCAAGAAUUAAUAGAUGAAACUAGAGCUUCAAUUGAAGUUCAAAUGUUAAGAGAUUUACAAAAUAUAACUUCUAUAGGUGGUGAUUUAGAAUAUAAGGAUCAUCAAGGUGCUACACCUCUACAUAUUGCAGCUGCAAAUGGUUAUUUAAGAGUAGUUGAAUUUCUUCUAGAUCAACAUGUUUCAACUGAUGUUGAAGAUAAUGAUAAGUGGCAACCAGUUCAUGCAGCUGCUUGCUGGGGUCAUUUAGAAGUUCUUGAGUUAUUAGUACAAAAUGGAGCUGAUUUAAAUGCGAAAAAUAAACAUGAUGAAACUCCAGCUGAUAUUUGCGAAGAUUCAGAAAUUAAAGAAAGAAUAGUGGAACUUAAAACGGAACAAGAAAGUAAACGAUUACGCGAAGCACAGGGAAGACGAGUACGUAGAUCUCAAAGUAUAAAUACGCGUACUCAAAGCGUAAGAAGAACUUCAAUAAGAGAUAAAGUUUUAACUACGAAAAAAGAUGCUCAAGAAGAAGCUCGACUUAGAUUACAAGCACAACAGACAUAUGGUGGUUCCACUACUAAUGUUCCACAAUCAGAAAAUGAAGCUAAUAUACGAGAAAAUAUAAGCAGUGAAACAGAUAAUAAUGCACCACCAACUGCUGUACGUAAAGCACCUGAAGGAAAGGAUAAUGAAUCUUUCCUUCAUGAAGACGUCGAUAAAGAAUCAGUUUUCUAUGUCACUUUCUUAUUUCUUUAAACGUAUUUUUGAACAUAACGUUUUAUUAUUUUUUAUCUUUUAAUGACAUGGUUGUACGUUUCGAAAUUUUCUCUUAUAAGAUUGAAUUAUUUUUACAUGUUUUGUGUAUACAUAUGUUUUCUCUUUGAUAAUAUCUUCCUAGUAUAAAAAUCGAAUAUUUUGUUGCAAAAGCUAAAUUGCAUUGGCUUUUUUUUUUUAGUACUUUCUUGCUAUUUCAAAUAAUAUGUUAGCAUUUGGCAAAGCUUAUUGGUUGUUAUAUGCGAAGAAAUAUUAUAAUAAGUUUAACAGUUAAAAACCAAGUUCUUGUAAUAUUGUUUUUGUACUUAAUACAAUUUAGAAUAUUUUAAGCUUAAACGCACAUCUACAAUACACUAAUAUUCCCCAUAUACUGUAGGAUCAAGAUAACUUGUAUUAUGUACUUUUAAUAUAAUAUUUCCUUAACAUUACUUUAUGAAGUAAAUAAAAUAUUACAAAUAUAGCUUUAUUUGAUAAUAUCAUUAUCUAUAUUCAAUAUUUUAUCAAACAGAUCAAAUAGAUUUGAAUUUAUAUUAUAAUGGAUGAAUAAUUAAUAUUCAAUGAGCACUUUCAUAUAUAUAUAUAUAUAUAUAUAUAUGUGUGUGUAUGUAUAUGUAUAUGUAUAUAUGUAUGUAUAUAUGUACGUAUAUAUAUAUAUAUAUAUAUAUUUACAUAUCAUACAAAAACUGUUGAUGAAAUAAAAAAUUAAACAUAUCGAAUUAUUUUAAUACAUGUAUACUAGGUUUGUGAAAAGUUCUGUCAUUUUCCUUAUUUAUUCAAACAAUCAAGAAUAAUAUAAUUAUUGCUAUUUAUUAUAUAAUAUAUAAUAUAUAAAUUUUUAAAAUAAUUCAUAACUUAUUUUAUAUUUUUAUUUUCUAUUAAUUUCAUUUUGAUAAUAUAUAAUAUAUAACAAAUAUUUACAUUUUUAUUUGCAAUUUUAUGUAUAAUCAUUUUAUAAUUUAAUGUUUAUACAAUAAAAAAUCCAUCAAUAAUAAAUAUCAAUAAUAAAAUCAAUGUUAAAAAAAAAAAUAGAACUAGAACUUUUUCACAUAUCUAAUGUUAUGCUAAUAGUUAAUUGUAUUCACUCAAUGUUAGUUAUGUAUUCGCGUAAUGUGUCUUCCUGUCUUUUAGUUUUAUCGCUAAAUGAUAAGAUCGUUACGAGGUCGGUUGUGUCACGACAUUUCAUAUUACUAUAGUUAUUAAUAGAAUUCUUUUAUAAAUUCUACAUCAAAUCGAUCACAUUGAUAAAAUUUAACACUAUUAUUAACCAUUAUAUUUGCUUUCAAACUUUAAAGAGUUUAAUAUGAUAUAAUUAUGAACUUUUUUUAAUUUUUUUAAUAAAUAUUUAAAUCUGUAAUUAUUGCUACAAAAAUAUUAAUAUAGAAUAUUCAUAGUUAAUAUUAUAUAGUAUGUUUGUUAUUAUUUUUUAAAAUAAUUAAAAUUAUAACAUUAUUAAAAUAUUUGUUAUUUGCUAUUAUGAUUAAAAAAAUGUUACUUUUUAUCUUAUCUAAGUUAAAAGCAGCAAAAUUGAGAAAUGAUUGAUUUGAAGUAAUAUUAUUCCAUUAUAAUGAAAAAUAUGUUUGGACAUUGACACAGCUUAAAUUUAUAUUAAUUUAUAUUUUUAGGACAAUUAAAUUAUUUUAAUGUUCCAGAGAAUUCAACUAUUAUUCGUUUUGUACUUAUUUAUGUAUAUAUUUUUAUUUAUACAAGUUAAUACAUAUAAUAAUUAAAUUGUAAACUAAAUUUUUUAUUUUGUAUAAUAAAAAAAUUUUAAUGUAAAUUAUAUAUGUUUGAAUAUAUUACUUUUAAAAUUUUAAAGAUUUAGUUUACAAUAUAAUAAAUUAAUAAACAAAGAUCCAUCGUUAACGGAAUAAAAAAAUUAAAAAAAUUGUUAAAAUUUUCUUCAUUCUUUUAAAGUCUUUUAAAAAUAUAAUAAAUGUAAUAGAAGAUAGGAAAUGAAAAAAAUGUUUAUGUAAAAUAUAGAAAACAUAUUUCUGGAACUCCAUCAUGCAAUGUUUUUAAUGCUUAUUGCUAAAGCAUGUGCCGCUUAGCGCAUGGCAGCUAGUUUCCACACUAGUUGAGUUUCUUUUGAAGUGCCAUUUCAGUGUAUGAAAAAGGGAAUUAGGUGGAGGGUAAAGCAAGGUGGAAUGGAAUGAAAGGGAAGGAAAACAAAUUUCACGUGAAUCACAAGGAACAGAAGUAGCAUUGGAUUUACAUGUUUGCCUCAAUAGUGACAGGGUCCGACUCACCGGUCGGUAAUCAGCAGCAGAUCUACGCAUCAGAUGGUGACACCAAUGGCAAGAUCAACAUACACGUCUCGGUAGUUUUUGUCAAAUCAUUAUCGGACUUGAAGAAACAAAGAGCACAAAAUCGGCAUAUAUCUGCUGGAUCGAUAGAUGCCAAUGGAAAUGGUAUUCCUGUGUCGCCUAUCUCCAAUUCAGAACUCAAUACUGGCAGAGAUUUUCAACGAUUCACCGGAAAUACUAGUGAUAUUGUCGGUGAUAAUCAUUCCGAAAAAAGUUGUUGUGCUGUCAUGUAAUUUUUUUUUUCUUUUUCAUCAUUUUUCUUUACAAUUCAUUUAAUUUCAUUUAAUCUUAUUCUGUAUAAUUUUAAUAUGUUUGUCAGCAUAUACUCGAAGCUAUGUAUUUCUAUCAUAGAAAAUCGUAGAUAACAUUGUAUCAAACAAAUGAGAUUUCGAUUUUAAAAAUUAUGAAUUAACAUUUUCAUCUUAUUUUUUAAAUAUUAUAUAUUUUUAAAUUUUAAACAAUUCUAUUUAUAGUGGUUUACAUACGAUUGCAAAAGAAUAUCGUAUGGAAUCUUGAUCUUAAUAAUAUGCUUACGAAUUCGAGAUACGAGAUUAUAUAGAUUUCUAAUAUGUAUUGUAUUUAUAAGCGAAUAUUUAAAUAAUUAUUAUAAGAAAUAAUUUUAAUUAAAUUUAUAAGUUUUUUUGAAUAUGUACAGAAUUCUAUUUAUUACAGCAUAAAAAUAAUGUAUAUUUCAAUAAUUUUUAAAUUGUAAAUUACGUAAAAAAAACACAUUUUUGCAAAUAAUAUGUAUGAUAUCGUAUAGAAUAUUUCUCGUGUUUUUUAUAAAGAUGUUAAUUAUAAAUAGUAUUUUUUAUAUUCAUUUAGAUAUACAUAUUUCUAUGAAUACUUUUAUUUGUAAAUUUUAAUGUGUGCCGUUAUUCUAUAUUCUAUAGUAUAUAUCCUAUGUUUUUUCUUAAAAAUAUAUCGUGAAUCAUAUAAUA